AUGGAGCGCUUAUGUUUGAUCCUCCUGCUGAUGGGUAGGACCACUUCAGUCUUGGCACAGUUUAAUGGAUACAACUGUGAUGCCAACUACCACAGUAGGUUUCCCGCGGAGCGCGACAUCAGUGUGUACUGUGGGGUUCAGACCAUGACCUUGAAGAUUAACUUCUGCCCAGUGCUGUUCUCCGGCUACACAGUUGCAGAUCUGGCGCUCAACGGUCGCCAUGGCGAUACCCACUGCCGGGGCUUCAUCAAUAACAACACGUUCCCCACGGUAGUACUGUUCAGCAUCAGCCUCAGCACACUGGAGGCCUGCGGCAACAGCCUGGUGGUCACAACAUCCUAUGGGGCUAAUGCCUAUAGGAACAUGUCACUGGUGCAGAUUGGGAAUAUCUCAGGGUACAUCGACACUCCAGAUCCGCCAUCCAUCAUCAGCUAUCUGCCUGGCCUGCUGUACAAAUUCAGCUGCAGCUACCCCCUGGAAUACCUGGUCAACAACUCACAGCUGGCAUCAUCAUCUGCUGCAAUAUCAGUGAAGGACAGCAAUGGUACCUUUGUGAGCACAUUGAGUAUGAUCCUUUACAAUGACUCAACCUACAACCAACAACUCUCUAUCCCAAUGGCCGGACUGGCUUUGAAAACCCGAGUGUUUGCUGCAGUGAAAGCCACAAACCUGGACAAACGAUGGAAUAUCUUGAUGGACUACUGUUACACCACUCCCUCAGGGAAUCCCAAUGAUGAACUGCGCUAUGACCUUUUCUUUGGCUGCUAUAAAGACCCACAGACCACUGUUUUUGAGAAUGGGAAGAGUCAAAUGGGUCGUUUCGCCUUCGAAGUGUUCCGUUUCGUCAAACACAGACACCAGAAGAUGUCCACUGUGUUUCUGCACUGUGUCACCAAGCUGUGUCGGGUAGAUGACUGUGUCCUGCUCAUGCCGAUCUGUGGGCGUCGGCGUAGGAGGGACAUAGAGGAUAGCCUGGAGUCUCGGCCGUCGUCUGGGGAUGCCAUCAUCACCGCUGGACCCAUCAUCACCAGGAUUGAUGAAACUCCAACAAAUAACUCACAACUUGCUUCAUCGAGUGGCCCCUCCCUAACGUUGAACCCAGUGACCAGUGCUCUGCUGUCGGGUGUGGUCAUUCUGGGCGUGUUCAGUCUGGGAUUCUUCCUGCUCUCGCUCCGCCUCCUCCGCAGACCCCCCCUCCCUACAGCCACACCAUCAGAAGCAUGGAACCCUGGCUUCAAAUAAACCUUUGGUGUGCGUGUGCUCUCUCUCUUCUCUCUCUUUCUCUUUCUCAUUAUUGCUCUCAUUCUCCCCCUCACUUUUUUUCUCUCUCUCUUAUCCAUCUAACUAUAACUAAUACCUACAGUAUGUAUAUGCAUGGCAGUUAGAAUAGGCAGGUGCAUAUAAGCUCCCAGUAAAGAUAAC
Molecule: messenger RNA, 1422 nt
Organism: Oncorhynchus gorbuscha (pink salmon)
Lineage: Eukaryota; Metazoa; Chordata; Actinopteri; Salmoniformes; Salmonidae
Product: zona pellucida-like domain-containing protein 1
Exons: 10
Coding region: 1-1242 (413 amino acids)
Cellular component (GO): cell surface
Source: RefSeq, a predicted model, not a curated record